AUGUUCCUAUUCAAUAAUUUGAAAAGAAUGAAAAGUGAGACUAAAUUAUUCUAUAUGAUUAUUAAUCAAGAUCAUAUUUUGAAACACCUUUUUACUUACUUAUCUCUAGAAGAUAUUUGUAACUUUAGUUAUACUUCUAAGUUUAUAUAUAGAAAGAUUCAAUUAAUCAAAUAUUUAAAAUAUGUUAAUUAUGCAAAUCCAUAUAAUAAUAGCUGUGCAAUUGAUUGUCAUGGAAAAAUUACACCAUCUCAAGUCGAGAUGUUUAGAAAACUAUCUAAUGAUUCAUUUGUUUUAAAAAAAUUUAGAAUUGCUCCAAUAAAAAUUGAAAGUGUUUCAGGAGAUUUUAUGGCUCGUAGAAUGACUGAAAUAGGAAAGGAAGUUAAUGAUUUUUUACAAACUAAUUUAUGGAUUCAAAGAUUACGUUUUGAUUUUACUUUUUUUAUAUCUAGUCAUGCACAUUUUAUAUACUUCUUUUCUGAAAUAACAAAUGAUAGUGUGAAGGUACUGGAGAUUGAACUUGGUCAUAGAAUAAAUCCUUUUUUUUCAAAUUGUAGAAUUCCUAUUGAAUUUGAGAACACUUUGCUUAAUGGUUUUAAAAAUCUUGAACAAAUAGUAGUUAUUUUGGAUGGUAUUAAUUCAAAUAAUUUAUUAAAAAUUUUUAUUAAUGCUAUUAAAAAUAAAAAUAUUGCAAUUGAAACAAGAUUAACAGGAAUAAGUUAUGAUGAAGUUUUUGUCUUAAACUUAUCAAAUUUGGAACGUAAAAAUAUACUAGGAUAUAUUUUGGAGAAUCAAAUUCCACUACAUAUAACCAAAAUACCUAUGAUGCGUUUUAGAUUAAAUGCUAAUUUUAAUGAAUUGGAUCGUUCAACUUUAUCUUACAUUCAUACAUUAUGGCAUGAUGUAAAAUCAGAGUAUCAAUUACUUAAUCUUUGCCAUUUUCUACAAGAUAUGAUUAAUCUUAAAAAUUUACAAAUUUAUUUUAGAUCUAAAUUUUUUGAAAUUUCCAGAAGAAGAAUCAUUAAUGAAAAUAUAAUAUUAAAUAAUGCCAGAAAUUUGAAAAAUCUUAGAUCUCUAAAAACUUUAUUAUUUUCAUUUUUCGACCAAAGUAACGAUGAAAAUUAUAGAAAUUUUCUUCAAAAUGAAAUAUUAGAAUUUUUAAAAUUAUGUCCUAAUUCAGUUAAAAAUUUAGUUUUAUCAGGAAUAACUUUGAUGGAUGAUAAAAAAGCUAUUUUGCUUAGUGAACUAUUUCCUAAAUUAACAUUUUUAUUUUUAGGAAAAAUUGAUAAAACUAGCAAAGAUUGUUUAAAAUAUUUUAAAAAUCUUAAAUGUUUUGUGACAUAUUAUACUGAUAUUCUUGAAUUACCAGAAACAGUAUCAAUAUGUAUGGUUGUUGAUUCCUUUUACUUCCAUGAAGAAGAUAAUAGAUAUUAUAGUAAAUCUUUUAGAUAUUAUAGUAAAACUGAACGUUUCUCUAAACAAUACAUUUGUACUGAUAAUAUUAAAGGAACAAUAUUUUUCAAUAACUUUCAAGAUUGUUAUAAUAUUCAACAUUAUUUUAAAGAAAUUUUUUCUGCAUCUUCUUUUUAA
Strongyloides ratti is the source of this 1587-nucleotide messenger RNA. RefSeq lists its product as hypothetical. NCBI's taxonomy places the organism in Eukaryota, Metazoa, Nematoda, Chromadorea, Rhabditida, Strongyloididae. Bases 1 to 1587 code for a protein of 528 amino acids. The transcript is spliced from 2 exons. The record is from RefSeq and is a predicted model, not a curated record.